AUGACAGCCUCCGUGGACACUUUCAAGUUUCACCUCCCCAACCACGGGGACGCCAUCCUCAGCAAAAUGAACGCUCUGAGGGAGGAUCACCUCUUCUGUGAUGUCACACUCCUUCUCGGGGGUCCACCAGCCACCGCCGUCCGGCCUUUGCAAUUCCAUGGCCACCGAGUGGUGCUUGCGGCGUCCUCAGACUUCCUGCGUGACCAAUUCUUGCUCCACGAGGGCCGGGCAGAGCUGAGCGUGGGAGUAGUUUCCAGUGUGGAGGUCGGUGAGAGACUGUUCCUGUCCUGCUACACCGGGUUCCUGGAGGUCCCUCUGAAGGAGCUGGUGAACUACCUCACUACAGCCAGUGCACUUCAGAUGAGCAAGGUGGUGGAGAAGUGUGCCCAGGCUGUCUCCCAGUACCUCAGUCCGACUCUGGCUUUCUUGAAUCUGGACAUGCGAUCAGAGGAGAAGGAAAUCCUGCCACCACAGGGUGGUUGGACAAUCCCCAGUUCCAAAAACCAGGAGGAAAGGGACGAAGCCCAACCCAUUACGAGUAUCCAGGAAGCGAACACAGAGGGAGGUGGCACGAUUGUGAUUCAGUCCAAGACGAGGCUCGGCCAAGAAGCGAAGGCGGAAAGUCAAGGACUGAGGGAGGUUAGAGAGAAGAGGAGGGGGGCAAGAGCUAAAAUACAGUCAUCUGAAGAUGCAGCCUUUUGUUUCAGUACCCGGGAGACACAGGAUGGGAGAGACAUCGAGCCAGUCACCCAGGCUGUUCACGAAAAUGAGCAAUCCUAUCAGGUUCACCAAAUGUCAGGUGUCCUGAGAUGUGUUCGACAUGAAGAGGCGCUGCACAGCUCCCGAAGCCCAAAUGAAAAACUCUCUGCUCAACUGCAAGAAUGUAGGGAGCAGAUGGACUCUGGUUUAUUCUGUUCCUCUGGAGCACAUCUGUCAAAGGGUCCCAGAUCUGGAGAUGAGCUGACAGAGGGUUCAGACUGCACGUCAGUCCAGAGGCCCUACCUGUGCAGGAGGUGUGACAGAGUCUUCCAGCACCUGGAAAGCUACGCUGGACACCUGAAGGAGCACAGACAGCACCUGUGUUUGGUCUGUGGGGAAGGCUUCUCCCAGAGGAGCACUCUGUCUCACCACAUACGUGUCCACACCGGGGUCAAGCCUCUCAGGUGCCCUCUGUGCCACAAGACAUUUUCUCACAAGGCCCCACUGCAAGAUCAUUUCAACCUGCACACUGGGGAGAAGCCACACAAGUGUAACUACUGUGCAAUGCACUUUGCAGACAAGCCAGGCCUCAGGCGCCACCUGAAGGAAAUCCAUAGCAAGAGUAGCCUGCAGAACAUGCAGGAGGAGCAGGAGGAGGACUGAGAAUGAAGUCGCAGGUUUAAGCUUGUGUUUUUUUUAUGCAGUUCUUAGAAAUUUCAAAGUACAGGUAUCAGAAUCGGUAUCAGGAAGCAAAAAAAGAUAUAUUUCAGAUGUUCUCUUGUGAUUAUUGGAACAAAAUCCCAACGUUUCCUGGUUUGUUUCCGCUUAUUGUGAGAGAAAUUCCUAAUACAAAGAGAAUUGAUUGAUAGACAGAUUUCUUCGUUCAUACAUUCUCCCCGCAUCUCAGGGAGGCUAUAAAACGUCACCCUUUGACCCGACUGAAAUUGUGUUCAGCUCACUGAGCAUUACGUGAUAAGUGAGUGGGUUGUCCCACAUGGCUGAGAGGGUUUUCAUGCUCCCUCACUGCGUCCUCUCCCUCCACGCGUCUCCUCGUUCUCCGCCUUUUAUCCUUUUGGCCCAGAAAUGCCACUCAUGCAAGUAUA
Messenger RNA from Platichthys flesus (European flounder), 1802 nucleotides. RefSeq names its product zinc finger and BTB domain-containing protein 26-like. The transcript is spliced from 2 exons. The record is from RefSeq and is a predicted model, not a curated record. Gene Ontology annotation, molecular function: DNA-binding transcription factor activity, RNA polymerase II-specific; RNA polymerase II cis-regulatory region sequence-specific DNA binding; protein binding. Gene Ontology annotation, biological process: regulation of transcription by RNA polymerase II. Bases 1 to 1362 code for a protein of 453 amino acids. NCBI's taxonomy places the organism in Eukaryota, Metazoa, Chordata, Actinopteri, Pleuronectiformes, Pleuronectidae.